This is a messenger RNA of Prorocentrum cordatum, 1980 nucleotides long. The record is from the annotation of a GenBank genome assembly. NCBI's taxonomy places the organism in Eukaryota, Dinophyceae, Prorocentrales, Prorocentraceae.
AUGACGCCAUUCAAUGAGGGCGAUGAGGAGGGGGCGGGCGACUUGCUCCGCAUGUACCGCGACGACUGGACGAGACCCUACAUGCGACAGAAGCGGCUUCGACUGGAUCCGGCAAAGCCCCACAUCUCCCAAGCAUUCACCAGCGCCAUGGAGCGGGGCAGCACCGCCAUCCUGGACAUGGCCGGAGGCGCCAAGGAGCAGAACGGGAAGGUGGAGCGGCACGGCCAGUGGUUCGCCCAGAUGUUGCGCGCCGUGGUCGCGGAGGUCCAGCCGCAGGACCGCGGAGAGUGGCGGGGGUGCGUGGCCCAGGUCCAGGAGGCGAAGAAUUCCCUCUUGAGCGUCGGCGGCGAGAGCCCAGCACAGAUCGUGUUCGGGCGGAACCCCGAGGUCCCCGAGGAACUCUUGGUGGACUCGCCAGACAUCGUUGCGAACGGCGCGGUGCUGCGUGACCCGCCGGCCAUCUUCGCGGCUCGGGUUCGCGCCAUCGCCAGGCGCCACGUGUUGAGCUACAACGACCGGCGCGCCACCCGAGCGGCCCUGGACGCGAGGCCGCGGCGCCGCAUCGCGUACAAGCCAGGGGACAUGGUGGCCAUCUGGAGGAAGGUUACGAAGGGCGGCGGCGGUGGUCUGCAGAAUCGCAGGGCUCGCUACAGGUGGAGGCCAGGCGUGUGCAUGGGUGCGGUGCGUGGCAACUACUGGAUCGCCGUGCCAGGGUGCGUUCUGAAUGCGUCGCCGGAACAGUUGAGGAUGGCCAACUCCGAGGAGCGCGCGGCGUGGCGGCUCGUCGAGAGUUCGUUGCGGUCGCACACCAUCGACCUGGACAGCAUGAAGGCGCAGCACUACCACGACAUCAGUGCCGAGGAGCGCCCGCCGGAGGAGGCAGAGGAGGAGGCCGAGCAGACUCAGGAGAGCCAGCUGCUGAAGGAGAGGCCUAGGCCGGUGACCGCGACGUCGGGGAACCUGGAGGACACGCAGAAGAGGCAGGGCGUGAAGCGCGGCCCUUCCCCAUCGGCUUCGGAUCGGGUCAAGCAGCCGAAGGUGCAGUUGGGCUUGGCCGCGGCGGCGGCCGAGGACAGCGAGGACGACGACGAGAUCUUGGCAGUGGACGAAGAGAAGGUCCUGCUGGCGCGGGGCCGCAAGGAGCUGAAUCGAAAGGAGCCGAAAAAACUCGCCAAGGGGUACGCCAAGGAGUACGACAAGAUGAUCAACAAAACCACGGCGUGGCGUCCGCGACCGCUGGAGGAGUCGCGCCGGCUGCGAUCGACAAAGCCAGGGCGCAUCCUGAAGCCCCGGCGAGUGCUGACGGAGCGGGGGGACGAGGUCAAGUGCCGCAUGACCAUCCAGGGCUUCAAGGACCUGGAUCUGCUGGGGCUGGUGAGGGCCGGGGGGGCUCAGGCACCGACGCUGUCGUCCAACGGCCGAGCGCUCGUGCUGCAGACCAUCGCCUCCGCGAAGUUUCCGAUGGCCAUCGGUGACGUGGAGGGUGCCUCCUUGGAGACGGAUGCCUGUCUCACCCCCGCCGAGCACGGGACAAUCUACGUAUCCUUGCCGUCCGAGUUCCUUCCCGAGGGCGUGCAUGAGGACCAGCUGUGCGAGGUGAUCAACGGCUGCGGGCGCAGUGACCAACCGCAGCUCAGGUGGCUUACCUUCAGCAAGUACAUCACCGACGAGCUGGGCUUCAUGCAACACCCUCUUGACCAAUGCGCCAUGAUGCUCUUCGAGGACAUCGGGGAGACCGUGGACUUCGACUUGGGCGACUACCGCGCGAUCGAGGGCUCGGGUCUGGAAGGCGAAGUUCCAUUCUGGAAGUGGAUCGCCAAGCUGAAGGCGAAGUUUCCAUUCUGGAAGUGGAACGACCAGGAGGGCGAGUUCGUCGCCUCGAAGCUGCAGCAGCUCUCCGACUACACCAUCGUGCAGUCUCAGCGCCAGUACGCCAAUGAGGAGAUGGAGCGAAUGCCCUCGCCAUGCCGUCAGAGGUAA